Messenger RNA from Peromyscus maniculatus bairdii (prairie deer mouse), 1964 nucleotides. The record is from RefSeq and is a predicted model, not a curated record. NCBI's taxonomy places the organism in Eukaryota, Metazoa, Chordata, Mammalia, Rodentia, Cricetidae.
GCGCCCCAGCUCUAAAGUAAACAGGGCCGAGGGGACCGGUGCCGCCCGCCCGCUCGCUGCCCGGCUGCAGCCGGCCGGAGCCAUGGCCGAGGCGGUGCCGGCCUCCCCUGCGGGCAGCCGCGGCCUGCACCGGGGCAUCAUCCAGUGGCUAGUUGACAAUUUCUGCGUCUGUGAAGGGUUUAGUGUGCCUCGAUGUCUCAUGUAUGAGAUUUAUGUGGAGACCUGUGGGCAGAGUGCUCAGAACCAGGUUAACCCAGCAACAUUCGGGAAGCUCGUGCGCUUGGUUUUUCCUGACCUGGGCACCCGGAGGCUGGGCACACGAGGAAGCGCCAGUCUGUUCUUCCGCAGUGGUGAUGUGGUCACCUUUGGAAAAUCUACUGAUUAUAACAACGUUAUCCAACAGGAAGAAAGAUGUGAAAAUCACUCACCAGUUAAGACGGACUCGAUGGAAUCCCCGGUGUCUCCGUUCAGACGAUGUCCGUUUUGGGAACAAGAGCUGGCUAACAAGUACUCCUGUAAGCUGGUGGUCUUUCUCGCUGAUGAGUACUGCAACUAUUGCCGAGACGUUUUGCAGAGUGUGAGGAACCAAGAGCUGGAGAAGGUGGAAGACUUAAUCACAUCCUUCUGGAAAUCUCUGCAGCAAGACACAGUCAUGCUCAUGUCUCUGCCUGACGUGCGCCAGCUCUUUGGAUGCUACGACAUGCAGCUGUUUAAGGGCCUGGAGGACAUCCUCCUCCCUGACUUCCUGGAGGACGUCAGUAUCCAGUACCUGAAAUCCGUCCGGCUGUUUAGUAAGAGAUUUAAACUGUGGCUUCUCAGGGCUCUCGAAGGUUUCCCGGCCAUCUUACAGAUCUCCAAACUCAAAGAAGUCACUGGAUUUGUCAAAAGACUCAGGAGGAAGACAUACCUUUCCAACAUGGCGAAGACGAUGAAGAUGGUCCUGAAGAACAGCAGGAGAGUGGGCCUCUUGAAGUCAGACCUGCGUGCCAUCAUCAGCGAAGGCACUUUGGAUAUUUCGAAGAAGGUGCUGGCAGGUGACUCAGACCAUGAAGAGGAUCUGGAGAGCCACACAGAGAUGAAAUGCUUGGGCUGUCUGAUUUCUUUGCUGGAAACCUCCACAGAUCUUGCCGAACUCCUGAACUGUGUGUCUUCAAACCUCCAAGCGCUUGUCUUCCAGCCAAGCAAAAGCAAAGAGGAGUUUGUCAGGCUGGCUGCCGGCUUCCAGCUAAGAUGGAAUUUCCUUCUCACCGCUGUGAGCAAAGCCAUGACCUUGAGCCACAGAGACAGUUUUGGCGCCUGGCAUCUGUUUCACUUGCUGCUUUUGGAAUAUGUGAUUCACAUACUGGAGUCGUGCGUAGAGGAAGAAGAGGAAGAAGAAGACCUGGGGAGUCUCCAGGACUUGCUGUCAGAUGACCAGUUUCUCGCCCAGCCGGACCAGGCCCUUUUCCACCCUCUGGAUACUUUGCCAACAUCGGAAUGCACGAGCCGGAGUGUGGAGUCACCUCAGGUGACGCUGAAACACAUGAGCCAGAGCUGCAGUCCCAUGGGUGUGAGCAGCAUGGUUCUCCAGGUGCUGGGCUUCCUGGUGGACACCGCCACAGGCAAUAAGCUCAUCCAGGUAUUGCUAGAAGACAAGGCCACCGAGAGCACGGUUAAACUCAGCCUUCCCGUGGGACAAGAAGCCCUCAUCACCCUCAGCAAUGGACAGAGAUUUGUAAUUCACAUAUCUGACGUGCCCCAAAGCUCGGAAAAUACUUACUGCAGAAAAAUCAACACGAAUAUGCCAGGUGGUUUGUUGGAAUAGGGCGUAAGGAGACAGGCUUGAAUUCUUAAAAUAUGUAUUAAAUCCUAAAGUUUUGUAUUGAUCUGAGAGAUUUUAUGUAUAUAAUAGAUGAAGCACUUUAUGUUUGUAUGUAUUUUGAGGAAUUGCUUUUGAUCAAACUAUAAACUAAUUUGGAGAAUAA